Messenger RNA from Rhodamnia argentea, 874 nucleotides. RefSeq names its product RNA polymerase II transcriptional coactivator KELP. The record is from RefSeq and is a predicted model, not a curated record. Bases 124 to 651 code for a protein of 175 amino acids. The transcript is spliced from 3 exons. Gene Ontology annotation, molecular function: DNA binding; transcription coactivator activity. Lineage: Eukaryota; Viridiplantae; Streptophyta; Magnoliopsida; Myrtales; Myrtaceae. Gene Ontology annotation, biological process: positive regulation of transcription initiation by RNA polymerase II.
CUAACUUGGGAAGCGACUCUACUCAACCUCGUACCUUGAAAUUUUGACAAAGCACUCUCCCUUUCCAUCUCCCCCUUUUGUCGGCAGCUUUAGAUUUUCAGGGUUCCGAAGUGCAGAACAGCCAUGGACUCGGACGUCGAGCGGAGGAUCGGGACGGCGGUGCGCGAGGUUCUGGAAGAGUCGGACAUGAACGAGACCACCGAGUACAAGGUGCGGAAGCAGGCGUCGGAGAGGCUCGGCAUGGACCUCUCUCAACCCAAGUACAAGGCCAUUGUCAGGCAGGUCGUCCAGUCCUUCCUCGAGGAGCAGAAAGCGAAGGAGGAUCAGCGAGCGAACGCGGUAGCGGAGGAAGUGGAAGCGGAAGAGGAGGAAGACGAGGAGGAGGAGACAGGGAAGAAGCCAAGCGGCGAAGCGGAGUAUACUGAGGACGGUGACCUUAUCAUCUGCAAGUUAUCAGAAAAGAGAAAGGUGACAAUGCAAGAGUUUAGAGGCAAACCCCUUGUCUCAAUUAGGGAGUAUUUCAAGAAAGGCGGCAAGGAAUUCCCUACUUCAAAAGGGAUAAGCUUGACAGAGGAACAAUGGUCUAUCUUGAGAAAGAAUUUACCUGCUAUCGAGAAAGCUGUCAAGAAGAUGGAGUCGAGCACCAUGUGAGAGUUGAUUUCCUUUGAAUACAUUGGCACCAUGCUAAAACUUCUUCCUUUUGAACUUUCUGAGUUGUGUGAUCUAAACCAAGAUCCAGCUCUGCAAUGCGGAGUUUGUUUGUUUUCUUGAUGUCAAAUUUCGCAUCAACUCAAUACAUGUGGUGCUGUCUCAUAUUUUUCACCAAGUGAAACCAUGUUUCAUCACAAUAAUACAGCAUAAGACUCAUUUAUCA